GUCGAUAUAGUUAUCGUUAUGGUUAUUUGUAGUUAUUGUUGGGGUGAACAGACUUUUAUCAUUAUAGUUGAGUUUAGAAUGAUCAUUAAAACUCUAUAGUUGUCGUAUAGUUACCCUCCUUGGUGUGAAUGGGUGGUUCACAUGCAUAAAUCAAAUUCAAAGUCUUCCAAACAGCUUUGUAUAUAAUGCACGUUUAUAUUUUUUUAAUGAAUUUUGAAUUAAUAUUGAGAAUGUAUAUUUAUACAUUUAUGCUAUUUAGUGCACACUCAUUUGUCACUAAUUGUUUAUGUAAAUAGCAAUACUUAAAUACUUAAAAAAUACUUCUUUUUUUUUUUUACACUUGUAUAUGGUAAUGAAUAGGUUUGAUGAGGCAAAGGAUGGCAAAACAUGUAGGCCUACAGAUGUCAAUUUGUGUUACACAAGGUGUGAAUUACUUUUUUAUUGUAAAUCUUAGUUCUUAUAAAGUUGAUGAGAGAUGUGGGGUGUCAAUUAUGCUUUAUGAAGAAUGUACUAUUUUCUAUGCCCUUUUUAAUGCUGUAAAAUCACUCAGCCCCUGUUUCUCUCUAUCACACACUCCUAAGUGACAUAUUCAGUUGUGUUUCACCUAGGUAUCUGUAGAUGAGAAUUAUACUGGUGGUCUUUAUUACAAAUCUAAAAGUCAAUCUUUAUAAAAGUAGCUCUUUGUGAGAUGCUUUGGCUGGGACAGCUGGUAGUUAAAUUCUUGUAUGUUUCUGCAUGCUUUCCUGAUGUAAUGCUCUAUAUUUAUUGCUGUUGUUGAAAUUUUGUCUAAAAAUACAGUUUUCUUAUAAAAAAUAAUGGCACAAUUUGUAGAUAAUGAAGUAGCACAGAUGCACUUCAUGUGUUAUCAUGAUGAGGCAUUAAAGAUAAUAAACUACAGUGACUGUACUAUAUUUGUGAAAUAUAGAUGUGGUUUAGAUUGAGAUUUAAUCGCUGUGACUGUUUAAAGGGUUUGCUACAUGGAAUUUAUCUGGGUAUUACAGCUACCUUCUGUAUCUUCACUGUAAACCCGAAUAAGUUUGCAAAACUCAAAAAAAAAAAAAAAAAAAAAUUGAGGCAAUCGGUUACAUCAAAAUUUUUAAGUUAAGAAAUUCCAAGUUUAACUACGCAGAUUUUUAUUUUGUACUCAUACAUUUUAAUUGUUCUUAAAUUGAAAUAUCUAAGUAAACUAAUUCAUACAUUUAACUUAAAAUUAUCCUGCAUGCUGGGAAAUAGAAAUCCCAGUCCAAUUUCAGUCAAACUUAAGUUUGUCUAAAUUAAAAGAAAUUAGUUCAUAAAACUCAAAACAGUGAAAGAGUUCAGUUUACUUAAAAUAUGUCAGUACUGUGAACUCGGAAAAAAAAGAAAGUGCUAAAUAUUCAUAAAAGUUAAUCUGACUGAACUAAUUAGUUUAAUUUAAGUUUGUCCUAAUCAAACCAAUGAAUUAUUUUGAGCGUUGGGGUUUACAGUGUUUGCUGCUCUGAAAACUCUCUACAUGCAUUCAAGAAAAGCAAUCAUUCCCUUUAUGUGGUCAGUCAAAAAUAGUUUCUCUUUGCAUGUGGCCAUCAUCUAUAUUAGUUGCAUGUUUGAGACAACAAAGACAAUUACAUCGGAGUAAAAAUAGCACAUGAAUGAUUUAUUCAAGGAAUUGUUUCUUUUCAUAAUUUUACAAAAAUUGUGCUUAGUGAUACUUAAGUGUUGAUACAAGAUUUUUAGUGGGGAUGCUAGUGCAGGAAUUGUUCUGUCCUUGCCAUUCAAGAUUAUAAAAUCACAACUUCAAAGUAGUUUAGAUGGUGGCUGGUAGAGUUUUAUUUGUUGCAUGCCUGCCUCUGGGGAGUCUGUUUGUAUUUUGGUUUAAUUAGUUAGUUGUCCUUUUGCUAGUGCCUUUUAUGAUUCACAAAAUGAUACAAGACACCAGUUUGGUACACAUUUUGUCAAAACACAUUUUUAGCACUUCCAGUGUUUAUGUAGUUACUGUGUUUUGACUAGGGUAGAAAUGCAGCAUUGGGUACUAAACACUAUUCAUCAAGACAUUUAGGGAAGCUGCAUAUUCAAAACAUUGCUCAUACCUGAUUUGCAUCUUGUGAUUGUCCUUGCUGAAUAUUAUUCAACUUCUUUGCACAUUUGACUUCAUAAUAUUGUUAAUAAUUUGAAUUCAUAACAUUGUACCAAAUUCCUUUGUAUAUUACUGUAAUGAGCAGACCUUUCUCAGGGGAGACCCUGUCAAUAUUUCUCUUUCCCUCUCUUCCUUCCCUUCCCCCAAUUGUUUUGAAUUCUUUCUACUUUUUCCUUUCUUUUCCAUUUGUUCCCAUUUGAUACCCCCACAACACACAGAGUUAACUUUUUCUAUUUCUCCAUCGUUCCCUUUUGCUAUGAUUCUCUCUCUUUCCCAUUUCUCUCUUUCUGUAUCUUUCCCCCUCCCUCCUCUCUCUCUUUCUCUCCCCUCCCUCUCCUGUUCUCUUUAUCUCCUCCCCUCUCUCCCUCGAUUUCUCUCUUACCAUUUGCUCUCUCACAAUACCCCCCUCCCUCCUCACUGGCAAAGGCUUCUCUUCUCCUCCCUCAUCCCUCCAUUUUCUCUUCUUUCACAAUGCUUCUCUCUCUCUCAGCCAUUUUAAAUGGAGGUAUAUCUACUUAUCUUAAAUCCAUUAAAAAUAAAUACUCAAUAAUUGUGAAUUAAUGUAGAAUUAAGGUGUAAUUAUAUCCCACAGUUAUAAAUUAACUUUAAUCACUAAUGAACAAUGAGCCUCAUUCAUGAAAACAAGUAGAAUGAAUUUCUGUAGAUGAAUGGUUUAUAAAACUGUUCAUCCAAAAGCUUAAAAAUGCUGCCUUUGGAGGAUGCAUUCCAAGGUAGGAAGGCAUCAAGGCAUGUCCAAAUCUAAUUUUAGCUUCAUCUCCUGAGAUACCUUCAUUUGAUUGAUUUUUGCAGCAUAGAUGUAUCCUUUGCGUCCUUUGAUAUCCCACGAUUCUGUGCGUUCCAUUCUGUGACAGUUGAGCUAAAAAAUAAAGAUGGCGUCUGAAGGUUGCGGUUGGUGAUCAGUCUGUGUGUAAAUGUACGUUUUUGGCCAACGGUUUCCACUUUUAAUGUCAUUUCUAGUGAGAAAUCCCUAUUGUAGUAAUUAAAUAUUUGCUUAGUUUUCACAAAAGCUCUCUCAUUUUUUUUUUUUUUGUUGUUGUUGUAGAUCAUUAAACUGUUAUGCUGCCUCAAAAGUCUGUCCGAAAUCAGUUUCGAGAGGUACCUUUCGUGUGCAAACACUGCCUGCAAAGUCAUUGCCUAAUAGGGCAGCGAGGUUGCAAAGUCAGCUGCCUACGUUUUUGGACACAGCAUAGCACAGCUUCUCAUACCUUGUUGCUAAAUUGUUUACUUAUUGUGCACUAAUUGUGGUUUGAAUUUAACUGGAUGUAAAAAAAUGUGCCAAAAUCAAAAUCUACAUCCUGUUAUUAGUGAUUUUGUCCAUACCAAGUUUGUUUGUUGAAGCUGCGAUGUAACAAAUGUAGCAACAGAUCUUUUCUUCUGUAUUAUGAUGGACAUCCGAAUAAAAGGGAUUAUAAAAAAAAAAAAAAGUACGGCAGCGAUUUGGUUCAAUUCAUUGGUUGUUGAUUGGAUGGAGGCAGAUUGUAAAAAAGGGAUGGGUAUAUGCAGACCAAAUGAUUGAAGUCCAGCAUACACCACCAGAGAGAAGUCUGUCGUUUUAUUGGAUGAUCGAGUUAUGACAUUUUGAAGAACAGCGAAGCAUAAAUGCAUCAUAAUAGCUUGACAGUAAAUGGAUACUUGUGUCUGAGAACAUAAAUGCAUAUAGUGUCUGCUGAGCAUUAAAAUAGAGAUAUGCUGAAUGCUUCUGUUUCUCAGGGUACAGGCCAAAAGGUCCUUGUCUGGCACAGAGUCUCUCAGAUGCAUGUCUGCGCUCUCAGCCUCUGUUCUGUCAGCCUGCUAGACAUAAACUUGAAGCUGUAUGAUGAUUUCCUUUUUUCCCCUCUGCUUAUACAUACCCAUUUUGUACUCCUCUUUAAUUUGAUCUCAUAUCCGGAUUGUUUUAUAGAAUAUGUUUUCUAUAUUUCUUCUAAAAUACUUGCAGCUCCCAUCUGUUUUUACGCUCUGUCAAACACAUCUUUGUGUGCUCGCUGUGAUGUACAUGUAUGCCUAUAUCUUUAUGGCUGAGCUCACAUUUUCACAGCAUGAAUGUUUAUGUGCUCAAAUGUGUUUCACAAGUGUAUGCAAGAGAGAAUGUCUGAGUGAGACAGUUGGAGAGGGUAAGAGGGAAGGAAAGAAAGAAAGAAAGAAUGAAAGAAAGAAAGAAAGAAAGAAAAAGAGGGGGAGGGAGGGAGUGAGUGAGGGAAAAGAGCACUGUGUGUAUGUGUGUGCUUGCUUGCACCAAAGAGAGAGAGACAGAAAAAGAGAGAGAGGAGAGUGGGGGAGGGGAAAGCAGAGAGAGAAAAAGAGUGAGAGAGGAAAAAGAGAGCACACAUACACAGAGAACAGAGAGAGAGUACGAGAAACACAGAGGAGAGAGUGUCUGUUUUGGUCCAGAGAACAUAUAAUGUAUGAAGGGGAGGGCAGCGGGUGAAUUCAAACCUGUGACUCUGCCUCAGGAUGAGAUCUCUCAAACACCUGAAGCCACAGACCAAGAAAAAUGUGGAGGAGAAGACACAGCGGCUGGUCAGAUGUUAUUCUGAGGCCAUGCACCAGCAGAUGGACGCAGGCACACAGACAGACCCUGUGGUGGUCCUGUCUCUGGCCCAAGCAGCUGUGUUGGGACUCAUCUCACAGAACGAGGUCUUUGGCGCCACCAUCGCCCCCAACGGCUUCUACACCGGAGACCCCAAAGAGUCCCCCGCUCCGCCAGGUGAGAGAAUGGACUACGAAUACGCCGACCAGCUUAUAGGCGCCAACGGCGACUAUCUUGGAGAGAAUUUGGGCGAGGAUGGGAACAUGCACUCCAGCUGUGCCGAGAGAAGGUGGCAGGGGCAACCCGAGAACAGCAAACCCUCUGUAGAGCACCAAGACAUGGCGUCACAUGUUAAAGGAGAGGCUGUGACCCCAGGUUUGCCCUCCUGCACUCACAUGAUGAAUAACAUGGUGCCCAGAGAAGGCAUGCAGAUGGUGGACCCCUCCAGCUACAGGGUCCUGCCCAAAGCCCAACCCAACAACUGCUGCUCCACCUGCGUCAGAGACCCCAAGAGUACGCACCCUCCGACUGACCAACAUUUACACCCUCAUUCCCACAACCACACACCUCAUGAGGUUCCUUUACGCAACAGGAGCCACGCACAUGAAAAAGGAGUAGAUGAGGUAACCGAGGACAGGGACAACGGGAGAAAUGGCAUGGGGAAAGCAGGAAGCGGUGGCGAGGAAAUUAGCAGCUAUUUUCAGACUAACGAGGUUGGCUAUGAGGGCGGCGAGAUGGAAGGGGUAGGGGACUUCGAUGAGAACAGUGAGGGGAUGUUCUGGGCAGAGCCCGUGGAAGGGGAGGCCCCCCGUGGCCGCCGGAUCGACCGACUGGACAUUAACAUCCAGAUCAAUGAGUCGUACUGUGUGGACGUUGGCGAGGGCCUGAAGCGCUGGAAGUGCCGCAUGUGUGAGAAGUCGUACACCUCCAAGUACAAUCUGGUCACGCACAUCCUGGGCCACAAUGGCAUCAAACCACACGCAUGUCCACAUUGCGGCAAACUCUUCAAGCAGCCCAGCCACCUACAGACGCACCUGCUGACACACCAGGGCACACGGCCACACAAGUGCACUGUCUGCAAGAAGGGCUUCACCCAGACCAGCCACCUGAAGCGGCACAUGCUGCAGCACACCGACGUUAAGCCCUACAGUUGUCGUUUUUGUCGUCGUGGUUUUGCCUACCCCAGUGAACUCCGUGCUCACGAAGUAAAGCAUGAAAGAGGCCGGUGCCACGUCUGCUCGCAGUGCGGCAUGGAGUUUCCUACCUAUGCCCACCUGAAGCGUCAUCAGGUGAGCCACCAAGGACCUUCCACCUUCCAGUGUAGCCAGUGCAACAAGUCGUUCGCCUACCGCAGCCAGCUGCAGAAUCACCUGCUGAAGCACCAAACGCAGCGCUCCUUCUCCUGCAGUCAGUGUGGCCUGCAAUUCCUUCAACUGCAUCAGCUACGCCAACACUCCCUAACACACAAGACAAACAAGCCUCAGGCCCGCGCUACCAAGGGAACAAAGGGGUUUAAGUGUGACGUAUGUGCCCGAGAGUUUACAUUGUCUGCAAACCUAAAGAGGCACAUGUUAAUCCAUGCCAGUGUCCGGCCAUUCCAGUGUCACGUGUGCUUCAAAUCUUUCGUCCAGAAACAGACCCUCAAAACUCACAUGAUUGUACACCUGCCUGUGAAACCCUUCAAGUGCAAGGUGUGUGGAAAGUCAUUUAACCGAAUGUACAACCUCCUGGGCCACAUGCACCUCCAUGCAGGCAGUAAACCCUUCAAAUGUGCAUGCUGUUCGAGUAAAUUUAACCUGAAGGGCAAUCUUAGCAGACACAUGAAGGUCAAACAUGGAAUGGACGUCUCUCCAGAUGGACAAGAUGGCCCACCAGAAAUGGAGCCCCAUGAGGACUAUGAAGAUGAGAACUUCAAUUUUACAGCACCAGAGAAUAUGGAAAACAAUGAUGCACCGAACCUAACUAAGCUCUCUGAAGUGGCCAUCCAGGAACUUGACUAUUAUAAUUUUGGGAAGGAUGUGGGAAACUACAGUACAGCAUAAAAAUAUUUUGAAUUAAAGUCAAGCUGAAUAAAUGUUAAGGAACAAAUGGCCUGUGCUGGCACUCAUCAACCAUGAGUUGAUUGAGAUGUUCCUCCAUGAGAACCAGUGCUCACCUUUUUGGAGUUGCUCACCUUUGGUAGUUGGAGGCCAUCUUGACCUCCUGGGGUUGAUCUCAUGGGGUAGCCACUCCAGUUCUGUCUCAAAUGAAACGGAACGAUAGUUUGCAAAGAGUCCUAAAACUCUUUUCAGCUCUAACAAACAUCAACGCUGUAUUUUUAGUAUGUUGUGGAUCACAUGGUUACAUUAAUACCUGAUAAAUUAGCAUCAUGACAUGCAGGUGCAGGGUGUGUAUUAAUUUGUGUAAAUUAAAACACACCCUCCUCCAAAUAUAAUUUUGGUUGGGAAUAUGGAAAUAGGAGGUGCAUGCAGCCUUGUGGCCUUCAUCGGUGUGGUACCUCAGAGCAGUCUAUUGUAUUAACUUCAGUUGUUUUCAUUUAUAUUGCCUUCACUUACAGUAACUCCAAGAAACACACCAAGAGAUUUCUAGUGUAAAAGAAAAAACCUGUAAGGCCCAUGUAAAUGGUUGGAUAUCUGCAUGAGUAGAUAGGCUUGUGUGGGUAAAAAAAAAAAAAGUGUGAGCUUGUGCCUGGGCCCUGUGUACCAAAGCUAAAGCUCUUCAUCAGGUACAGGACCAUAUGCCCAUUCCUGAGCACCACUACUGUUGCCAGAAUUAAACUAAUCUAAAGUUUGGUUUAACAACUUCUGAAUGGAAAAUUACUGUUCCUUUGUAUUGAUUUGCUAUUUAUUUUGCACUUUGGAAAAGUCAAUUAAUUACUUAUGAUGAGCCUCUUUCAUCACUGACUGUUUGAGUUCUGGUUUAACUAAAGGAGAUAAAGCCUGUGUCACAUCCAUAAUAAACUGUUUCUCAAGGCAACUCUGCAGAUUCUUAAAUAAAACUGUUUGUUUUUUAAGUUUA
This is a messenger RNA of Ctenopharyngodon idella (grass carp), 7679 nucleotides long. It is a transcript of the gene znf710b, whose product is annotated as zinc finger protein 710b. The transcript is spliced from 5 exons. The record is from RefSeq and is a predicted model, not a curated record. The coding region runs from base 4586 to 6703 and encodes 705 amino acids. Gene Ontology annotation, biological process: regulation of transcription by RNA polymerase II. Lineage: Eukaryota; Metazoa; Chordata; Actinopteri; Cypriniformes; Xenocyprididae. Gene Ontology annotation, molecular function: DNA-binding transcription factor activity, RNA polymerase II-specific; RNA polymerase II cis-regulatory region sequence-specific DNA binding. Gene Ontology annotation, cellular component: nucleus.